This is a messenger RNA of Linepithema humile (Argentine ant), 1479 nucleotides long. Its product is annotated as arylalkylamine N-acetyltransferase 1-like. Gene Ontology annotation, molecular function: N-acetyltransferase activity. NCBI's taxonomy places the organism in Eukaryota, Metazoa, Arthropoda, Insecta, Hymenoptera, Formicidae. The record is from RefSeq and is a predicted model, not a curated record.
AACUCCGCACGCAUAUAGAUAGCAUGUGUCUGCAUCCUACCGACAGAAAACAGGUCGCGAAUCAACUCGCCGACAAUCACCAGUUUCGAGAUAUGCGUAAUAGCUGUUAGAAAAAUUUACGCGCAAUAAAAUUUAUCAACCCAGACUGCGCUUGCUGUUAAAUUCAAUAUGGGAGGCAAUCUUCGAAAAACCGGAACGGGAUGCGCAAGACAAGUGUAAACUCGGCCGUGUAUCGAUCAGCUAUAGCAAUACCAUAGCGUUUCUUCCAGACGACAGGACAACACUAUGUCUGUUUGUCUCGGCACCAAUCGCACGGGUACCAUCGAAUUUAGUAUCCUCGGCAAGGACAGGAUUGAGGAAGCCCUGGAUGUGCAGCGGCAAUCAAUGCGCCAGGAGUGCAUCGCGAUCGGUAUGGGUAUGUUCGAGGAUCCCGGUGCACCCGAAGAAAUGCAGUUGGUCUUCAGGGAAGUCAUUAAAGACGGAUGCACGGUGAUUGCGGUUGAUCGAUCGGACCGCGUUGUCGCUGUGGCAUUCAACAAGUUACACGACUCUCAUAAGCCAAAAGAAACGGAUUCCUUGGCACUUUUUAUAGAAAAUAACAUCAAACACCGCUCCUGCCGAGAUCUGAUUGAUUUCCUUGACGAAAUGGAAUCGAGAGUGGACAUUUUCCAAAAGUACAAUGCGCAAGCUGCCAUGGAGAUUUUCUACAUAGGCACGCAUCCGCGAUGUCAGAGUCGCGGAAUCGGCUUAGAAAUCACGGAAAAGAGCCUCGAAGUUGCACGUGAAUUACACGCAAGGAAGUUAAAGCAGAUUUGUAUCGCUGACGAAAUUGUCAACGAACAUGUGCGGCCAGAAGUGGCUUUCGCUGUCGCCGCGUCGGUUUAUAGUCAACGAAUCAUGGAAAAACUAGAUUUCGAGAUUCUUGCAGAGACGCGAUACGAAGACUAUAUACGCGGUGGCAAAAAAAUGUCGGAAAGGAUAAAUCAAAUGCAUAAGACGGUCAGAUUUGUCGCUCGCACGCUUUGGUGAUUUCUAUUUGGAUUUUACGUAGAUGAAACUGUUGAAUUUUAUAUCAAAAUUAAAAAUUAAGUUUCCAACAUUUGCUCUGAGGAAAAAACAGUAUUUCAAGUAAUAGUAUUAUGUGCCAUAAUAAUAAUUUACGGCAUAGUAAUAUAAUAUAUAAUACUAUCAUAGUAAAAAAGAAAAUUAAUAAUGUUAAAUUAUAAAAUAUUUAUAUUUAUGCAAAAGAAUAAAAAACUAAAACCACUAGUUGGUUUACACUGCCUUUUAAAUUGUUAAAAAAUGUUUAAAAUUAUAUUUUAUCGUUAUCAAUUGGUUCUAAUUAUAAUUUCGAGAAUAUCGUCUAUUCUUUGACAGAUUAACUGUGAAUUAUAAUACAGACAGAAAACAAUUUAUAAUGAACCAAAUUAUUUAUUAUUAGCUGACGCAAUAAAGAUAAUUGUAGCCGAGAAAUUUUUU